Molecule: messenger RNA, 1038 nt
Organism: Cercocebus atys (sooty mangabey)
Lineage: Eukaryota; Metazoa; Chordata; Mammalia; Primates; Cercopithecidae
Gene: EMC4
Product: ER membrane protein complex subunit 4
Exons: 4
Coding region: 114-590 (158 amino acids)
Biological process (GO): protein folding in endoplasmic reticulum
Cellular component (GO): EMC complex
Source: RefSeq, a predicted model, not a curated record
AACGCGCCGGAAGUGUAUUUGCAGAGUGCGACAAAGCGGGGAACGCUGGUGGGCCUGUUGCGGAGUACGCUUUGGAGUGAGAAGCUUCGCGGCUGUAGCACGCAGCUGUUGCCAUGACGGCCCAGGGGGGUCUGGUGGCUAACCGAGGCCGGCGCUUCAAGUGGGCCAUUGAGCUAAGCGGGCCUGGAGGAGGCAGCCGGGGUCGAAGUGACCGGGGCAGUGGCCAGGGAGACUCUCUCUACCCAGUCGGUUACUUGGACAAGCAAGUGCCUGAUACCAGCGUGCAAGAGACAGAUCGGAUCCUGGUGGAGAAGCGCUGCUGGGACAUCGCCUUGGGUCCCCUCAAACAGAUUCCCAUGAACCUCUUCAUCAUGUACAUGGCAGGCAAUACUAUCUCCAUCUUCCCUACUAUGAUGGUGUGUAUGAUGGCCUGGCGACCCAUUCAGGCACUUAUGGCCAUUUCAGCCAAGAAUGGAGUUCAGUGGUGGAGGACUGCUUUUGUGAACAUGAGAAAGCAGCGCCUGGUCCCUAUGUAUUUGGGUCUUAUUACAUCGUUCUUUAAGCCCAGUGGCUCCUCAGCAUACUCUUAAUCACUUAUGUUAAAAAGAACCAAAAGGCUCUUUUCUUCAUGGUGGGGUGACAGGUCCUAGAAGGACAAUGUGCAUAUUACUACAAACACAAAGAAACUAUACCACAACCCAUGACUGAAAAUAAUGUAGAAAACUUUAUUUAUGUUUCCAGUACAGAGCAAAACAACAAAUAAAAUCGUAACUAUGUAAACGAGAAUAAUUGCUGCUAAAUCAAAACUGUCGCAGCAUCUCCUUUCAAUAAAUUAAAUGGUUGAGAACAAUGUGUAAAAAAAAGUUGCACAAGUUCCCUUAAAUCUAUUUUCCUUAAUAUUUCACUUCUAUUUAAAACAAGCUGGGACAUAAAAAUUUUGUUGGAGACACUUGGGGAAGAUGUGAGAAACUAAUGCUGGAUUCAGCUUAUACAUGAUGAAAAGAAAAAUAAACCAGACAAAAGGAGCACAUAAAUACG